Molecule: messenger RNA, 4884 nt
Organism: Myotis daubentonii (Daubenton's bat)
Lineage: Eukaryota; Metazoa; Chordata; Mammalia; Chiroptera; Vespertilionidae
Gene: ACER2
Product: alkaline ceramidase 2
Biological process (GO): sphingosine biosynthetic process; ceramide catabolic process
Cellular component (GO): Golgi membrane
Molecular function (GO): N-acylsphingosine amidohydrolase activity
Source: RefSeq, a predicted model, not a curated record
CACAUCCGGCGGCCGCCGUUGUGCAUAAAACCGUCGCUGCCGCCGCCGCCGCCGCUGUCGGCGAGAGCUGCCGCUCUGGCUUCCUCUCGGCCGCGGGAGCGGCUGCUCCAAUGCUCCGGGGCGGCCAUGAGCACCCCGCACUGGUGGGAUCAGCUGCGGGCUGGCAGCUCGGAGGUGGACUGGUGCGAGGACAACUACACCAUCGUGCCUGCCAUCGCCGAGUUCUACAACACGAUCAGCAACGUCUUGUUUUUCAUUUUACCUCCCAUCUGCAUGUGCUUGUUCCGCCAGUACGCAACGUGCUUCAACAGUGGCAUCUACUUAAUAUGGACUCUUUUAGUUGUAGUGGGAAUUGGAUCCGUCUACUUCCAUGCAACUCUGAGUUUCCUGGGUCAGAUGCUUGAUGAACUUGCAAUCCUUUGGGUUCUGAUGUGUGCUCUGGCCAUGUGGUUCCCUAGAAGGUAUCUGCCAAAGAUCUUUCGGAACGACAGGGGCAGGUUCAAGGCGGUGGUCUGCGUCCUGUCUGCAGUUACAACGUGCCUGGCGUUUGUCAAGCCCGCCAUCAACAACAUCUCUCUGAUGACGCUGGGGAUUCCUUGCACUGCGCUGCUCAUCGCAGAGCUGAAGAGGUGUGACAACGUGCGUGUAUUUAAGCUGGGCCUCUUCUCGGGCCUCUGGUGGACCCUGGCCCUCUUCUGCUGGAUCAGUGACCGAGCCUUCUGUGAGCUGCUGUCGUCCUUCCACUUCCCCUACCUGCACUGCGUGUGGCACAUCCUCAUCUGCCUGGCCGCCUACCUGGGCUGCGUGUGCUUUGCCUACUUUGAUGCCGCCUCCGAGAUCCCUGAGCAAGGCCCGGUCAUCAGGUUCUGGCCCAGCGAGAAGUGGGCCUUCAUCGGCGUGCCCUACGUGUCCCUCCUGUGCGCCCACAAGAAAUCCUCAGUCAAGACCACGUGACGGAGGGCGGGCUUCUUGCCAGCCAAGACCCCUGGGGGGUCUCAGAGUUGGGGGUGGGGUCUAUUUUCUUAAAAAUGCUGUUUCCUUGGGCUCUCCCUGGUGUGUGUGGACCCCGGACGCCACUGCUCCCGGAGAUGGAAAGUAGGGGGCUGAGGACUGGCUACAGCGUCACUUUCGAGGCAGUGGCUUGUGGUCCGCGUCCCUGAGCAGCGGGGGACUCAGUGCCUCCUUCCUGCGGGUCUGUGGGCCCCAGACCCCCAGACCCCCAGUUCCUGCUGACAGUCAGAUCCUGCCACAGACAACGCCCUCCACCCGUCUGAUGGAGGACGCCAGGUUUCCAUUUGGGAAAACCACACACACACACACACACACACACACACACACACACACGCGCGCGCGCGCGCUUGUGGCUGUGGCUAGGGAAGCUAGCUCUCUGCUUGCCGUGCUCAAACACCCGGGUUUUACAUGCAUUUGUGGAUCCUUUCACUUCUACCUCUGCUGAGACAUGGAGACCUGACAGGUGAGGGUAAAGCUAAGGAGAAAACCCCUCUGUGCCAAAACGACUGUCCAUUAUAAGCCAUUACUGAAGAAGACGAAGUGUUUAAAUAUGGACACUGUUGCCCCCACCCCAGCCCAGUAGCCUCAGACACACAGAGGAGUCGCUGGGUCCCUCCCCAGACCCCUCCUCACUGCCUGACCUCUAACAUCACCCAAGGGCUGUGACAACCGUGAGGGCGGGGGCCCGGGCUCAGAGCUGGGAGCAGCCACGAAGUUUUGGAGACGUGUUCUCAUUGGACACCUCCUGUGAGCUGCCUGGAUGUUACCUCAAGAACAUCCCCGACCUUUCUCUGGCUUUUGCUGGGGUAAUUAUUCUCCACGCUCGCACUGGGAGGGGCUUCCUGUAGAUUCUCCGAGCAUUUGGGCCGCAGUCCCCAGUGCUGGCAGGAACCACGCAUUGGCUGGUGGGUCCUUGGCUGUGUAGCAGGGCAAAGCUGUUGCCUCUGAGUUUUUCCCACCUAAAGUGACACUGGCUACCACUGAAUCUCCUCUUCCCUGGGCUGGGAUGGAUGGGAGACUCCACAAGCCCUGAAGGUGUGAGGGGGGCGGGGGCGAUUCGCAGCCUCAGGGAUACUCAUUCUCACUCAGGCGCUUCCUGCUUUGCAGCCUACCCUGUGAGGGCAGGGCAGGCCGUCCUUGCGCGGCCAGGAGUCUCGCCACUGUGCGAAGCGCCUCAGAGUUGGGCAGCAGCAGUGAGGCCUGGCCGGGAACUGUUUCUGUGGCUGGAAUUUGCACAGGACCUAAGGCAAAACCCCAUGAAAGAACGGAAUUCGGAGUUUAAAAAUGAAUGACUACCUUCUGUGGUUUUCAAGUUAUUUUAGCAGCAGAACCCUGUUUUCAGUAAGAAAUCUUUAUGGAACCCCAAUGUGUGAAAUGGGUUUUAUUAGCUUAAAUUUACUUUGAGGUUAAACUUAUAGCAGUUCUUAAAUAUAUCAGGCAGUGAAAAUGCAAAUUAACGAUUUGGCGGUUUUCAAGGUAGAAAAAUUGGGUAUUGAAUGAGUGUACAUACUGCUAUAUUGUAGUGUAAAAGUAUAUUCUAAAAACGAUGUUUGAAUUAAAUAUUUCAAGAACCUCUAACCCACCUCUAUGCGACCUAGGUGGUUCAUGAAACAGAAUUUGAAAACUGCUAAGUCCUUUGGGGUUCAAGUCUAGCAUUUUUAAAAGGGAGUUACCAGACUGCCCUCUCUUCUGGUUGGCUCAGCAGGCACGGAUCCUGGUUUCAUCCAUUCUGCACAAUAAAAAUGCCCCCAAGUAAGGGGUUUGGUGUGCUGUAAGCUCACCUGUCUUAGCGUGGAAGCGUAGAUCAGGAGACGCAAAGAGAGGAGGGUAGGACAUGCUUGUGCGUGUGUCUGUCUGGAGGGUUCCUUGGUGAGGGGAGCAUUGUCAAGGACGGACCAUUUACUCCAUCAGAUGCAGGGCUGGUUCCCUGGGGAGCACUACCUUCAGCUCCCAAGGCUUUGACCUCCUGGAAGGUUCUGGGUGUCUUUGGAAAUAGGGAUGAACGGUGACUGCUGGAAGGAAGGAAGGAUGUGCCCUGACUCUCGGGCUAUUUCCAUCCCUCUAGCACAAGAAAUGAUGUGAAUAAGUUCAUCUGAAUAAGUUCAGAUGUCAGGAGGAAUGCUUCUGAUAGGAACACAGUGCCCUACUAGGAACUGGUUUUAAUGCAAUGAGGGCCAAGAAAAAGGUGGGAAGUGGGGUAUACUGAGGAGGGCAAACAUAACCCGUUUGAACAGCAAUCACUAUGGCUUGUCAGCAUGGGAUGGCAAGUCAAGAGAGUAUUUAAGUUAGGUUGAUGGUUUCAUUCAUAUUUGUAGUUACAUAUUUAUAAUGCUUUGAUAGCACUACUUGCUCUUUAAAGAAAAUUGGGAUACUACAAAAACGUCAAAGAAGUAAUCUAUUUCUGUAGCUCAAGGGCAACCAUUCAUAUUUUGGUAUAUUUCCUCCUAGUCUUUUUUUCCCCUACUACAUUUGUAAGUAGAUGUCUUUUAGAGCUGAUGGUUUGUCCUGUGGCUUGAGUGGAAUGAAAGUGUGAGUUGGGUAUUUUGCAUGAAGAGCAGGCUUUGAAGUGCACUCGCCUUAGCGAGACGCUGGAGAGCUCAUCACUGGAUUCUGAGCCCGACUACUGAGUCUUCCCUGCUGAUGGAGCCGCGCGUGGACUCAUGGACUGGAUUCUACUCCUAGAUAUGCUUCUGCUCUUGGACUGACGAGUAAUAGGAAAUAGUGUUAAAUAUGUGGCUCUAAGGUUUUGAUGUUUGCCGAUGUAAAGUGAGUGAAGGGCUUAUUUCAUUAAUGAACGUGCAAUCAAGAAUCGUUCUCCCUGCUGCCACGGAGGGAAGUGGCGAUCCCACACUUGGGAGCUAGGUCACGGCAGUUGCUCUGCUAGCUAUCAGAUUUCUGCUCUGGGUAGAAUUUGCCCCAAAUCAAUAUCCAGAAGGAAUGCAUUUUGCAUAUUAAAAAAAAAGUUACCAUGUUAUUAAGUGAAUGAUUCUUAUUGAAUACUGUUUGGUUGCUUAUUGAUUUUUCGGAAAAGAAAUAUUUAUCCCCUUGAUGAGCAUAUUAUAAAACAAGCACUUCAGUGAACAUAUUUAAGGUGCAUGGGAGCAGAUAUCUGAACCUAUUUGGUCACAUGCUACAUUUUGGGGGAACACUGUCCCUCUGGAGAGCGCCUAAGCUCGAGGGUCAUCAAACACAGGCUUUGUGAAAUGCCAUCACCUAUUCUGUUUAUUGGGUUUCUCAGGUGUGUAAAGCAUCUCACCAGUCCAUCAUGCUUAUAUGAGCCAGUGCCGUCUUGGCGGCCCCAGGACUGGAUUGGAGCCCUCCCUGGCUCUCCCUCCCUCGGGGCUGACAUGGGACCCCCUGUGAGGGACAGGUGAGGGCUGAGGCUAGCCCAGCCAGAGCCCCGACCAGAGCUCCUUUUCUCCUAAUGGACUGGGACCUUUCAUAGCCAGCUCUUUGCCCUGGGUGCUGCCAUUCUAGCUGGCCAAAGAGAAGGCUCGGGCCAGGUUGGGAUUCCCCAUGGCUUUUAUAACAUCAUUCUAUGGACUUCUUUUUCUUGAAUGGCCCCUACUAUAAGGGGCUAAUUGUUUGAAUUGUAUCUCUAUAUGUUAAGCCAGAUUUAAGAGUAUUUUAUAACCACAGUUUGUAAUUAGAACAAAUAUAGUAUUUUCAGAUACAUUCCUUCUAGAGUUUAUACUUUAUGCAGGGUGUGCUGUGUAAGGCGUGUGCCCACUGGCUGUGGUGGCAGUUAACCUCCAUUGCUUUGGGAGUAGCGUAAGGCCUUUUGAAAUGGAGCUCUUGCACUUUAUGCUCUUUCUGUGAACUCUGACAGCUAUGUUUCAUAUUAAAGCCGUGAUGGCAUUUUCUGUGACUAAA